Molecule: messenger RNA, 1194 nt
Organism: Coniophora puteana RWD-64-598 SS2
Lineage: Eukaryota; Fungi; Basidiomycota; Agaricomycetes; Boletales; Coniophoraceae
Product: agmatinase
Exons: 8
Coding region: 1-1194 (397 amino acids)
Molecular function (GO): agmatinase activity; metal ion binding
Source: RefSeq, a predicted model, not a curated record
AUGUUUUUCUACCUUCCUUUGCUUUUCCUGUUACCUUUCGUGCUUGCACAUGAUGGCCACGACGAAGAUCAGAUUCCUCUUGGUUAUGUUCGUUUUCCCUACCAAGCCACUUAUCCCGGAGAUAACGAGGCAGUGACCGCUGAUUCCGUAUUUUCUGGAAUUACAACCUUCGCCAAACUUCCAUGGGUCCAAUGUCUUGGGAGGGACAGAGACACUGCCUUCGACAUUGCAUUCCUUGGAGCACCUUUUGACACGGCUACAUCCUACCGACCCGGCGCCCGGUUUGGACCCUCUGGAAUUCGCGCUGGUUCUCGCCGCCUUAACCUCUACGGAGGUUACAACGUUCCUCUUGAAGUUAACCCCUUCAUGUCUGGACUGAAGCUUGUCGACUGCGGCGACAUUCCGGUGACACCCUAUGACAACAAAUUCGCCAUCAAACAAAUCGAAAAUGGACAUAAGCAGCUCCUCCAACGCACCGCUGCCUCGUCUCUAGGUAACGACUCCCUCACCAGCCAACCUCUUGUGCCUAUCUCUCUCGACGGAGUAAACCACCCCAGGAUUAUCACGCUCGGUGGUGACCACACCAUCGUUCUGCCUCUUUUGCGCUCCAUCCACUCUGUCUACGGUCCCAUUUCUGUCAUACACUUCGAUUCCCAUCUCGAUACCUGGAAGCCCUCCGUCUUUGGCGGCGCGCCUUCCGAACAGGCAGCUAUCAACCACGGAACGUACUUCUACUGGGCGAGCCAGGAGGGCCUAAUCAAAAACGGGAGCUCCAUCCACGGCGCCAUCCGCACCACGCUCUCCGGACCCGCGGACUACGUGAACGAUGACGAGUCUGGCUUCCAGAGGAUUGAAGCGCGUGAGAUCGACACUAUUGGAACGAGCGGCAUCAUCGCGAAGAUUCGUGAGACCGUAGGGGACAGGCCUGUCUACUUGUCUAUCGACAUCGAUUCGAUCGACCCCGCAUUUGCGCCCGCCACAGGAACCCCCGAGACUGGUGGCUGGUCUACACGCGAGCUUCGCACGAUUUUACGUGGUCUCGAUGGUCUUCAUAUAGUGUCUGCUGACAUCGUGGAAGUCGCUCCGGCUUACGACACUAAUGCAGAGCUGACGACAAUGGCUGCGGCUGAUGUUUUGUAUGAGGUGUUGAGCGUAAUGACGAAGACCCCUCUUGGAAAGGUGGUGAAGGACUAA